UACAUGUUAACUGAGCCAACUUCAGGUUUUAUAAAUAUUAUGACUACCUAAUACGACAUUUUUUUUCACAGAGUGAGAAAAGUUUUACAUAAGUUCUUUCUCGUGGAUUAAACGACGUACAAAAGUGGGUGAAGUUUUAAAAAAAAUUCAAAUACAAAAUGGCUCUUCGUUUGCUCGGAAAUCCAUUGAAACGGACGAUUGUUCCAUUCGGUAAUCGCGCUGGCCAUUCAGUUGCAUCUGCAACACCGAAAAUUGGUCCAGACGGAGUACCAACAGAACAUCAUAUUUAUGGAACUCAGAUAGGCACUCGUGACAUCGUUGGUUUUGGUUGGAAUGGCUUCCCUACGUAUGCUGACCGUAGUGACUUUCCACUACCGGCCAUUCGUUGGAGAGAAGAAACACCAGAAAUCACUCUCCUUCGCCAAAAAGAGAAAGGUGAUUGGAAAAAGUUGACGAAGCACGAGAAGAAAGCACUCUAUCGUCACUCGUUCUGUCAAACUUUUGCCGAGUUUGAAGCACCAACUGGCGAAUGGAAACUGUGUGUUGCUGGUGGAUUCAUUGCUGCAUCAUUGGCUAUCUGGUUCGCAAUUUGGAUGAGACUUUAUGGUAAUUUAUUGGAGCUGUACUUUUAUCUUUUUAAAUCAAUUGAUUUAAUUAUAAUAAUUCUUUCAAUUUCAGUUUUGCCACCUUUGCCGGAGAGUCUUAGCGAGGAAUCACGUAAAGCUCAAUUGAAACGAAUGUUGGACCUUGGUGUUGGUCACGUUGACGGUAUUUCGUCGAAAUGGGACUACGAAAACAAGAGAUGGAAAUAAGUUUUAUAUACAACAGAACACACACAGUUGUUGUAAAUGAGAAAAUUGAAAUAAAUAAAAACUAUGCCAAGAA
Messenger RNA from Sitodiplosis mosellana (orange wheat blossom midge), 885 nucleotides. Its product is annotated as cytochrome c oxidase subunit 4 isoform 2, mitochondrial-like. The coding region runs from base 159 to 812 and encodes 217 amino acids. The record is from RefSeq and is a predicted model, not a curated record. Gene Ontology annotation, biological process: mitochondrial electron transport, cytochrome c to oxygen. NCBI's taxonomy places the organism in Eukaryota, Metazoa, Arthropoda, Insecta, Diptera, Cecidomyiidae. The transcript is spliced from 3 exons.